Molecule: messenger RNA, 988 nt
Organism: Oncorhynchus keta (chum salmon)
Lineage: Eukaryota; Metazoa; Chordata; Actinopteri; Salmoniformes; Salmonidae
Product: slit homolog 2 protein-like
Exons: 3
Coding region: 668-988 (106 amino acids)
Cellular component (GO): plasma membrane
Molecular function (GO): protein binding
Source: RefSeq, a predicted model, not a curated record
ACGCAGUCUCGGAGAGCUCUUUCACCGACAACACACACACACGGAGUGUGAUUCUAAGCACGGGGCUCUUCCCGGUGUUAAACGGACGUCUGAAGGAAAUCAAUACCUCAGCCACGUUGACCUGCACGAGAUCACGAUUUAUUCGCUCUGCGCGUGCUGUGAAUGAAUAAUAUAACAGCCAAUCACUCACCCACCUCGCGCUGUGUCUAAUCUCACCUGGUGUGUGUGUGUGUGUGUGUGAGAGAGGGCGAGUGUGUGUGUUUCGCCAAAAGGUUCAUUAGGAGGUGUUUCUUGGGUUCACCGUGUAUACAUCGCUUCACACGGAGGGGAUUACCGCACUGCAUGCCGCGGCCAUGUGGGAGAACUUUGUGCCGCUCUAGCGCCAGUUGUCCGUCUACCAGCCUGCCGCCCUGCCGCACUCUCUUUCCGCCCGGCCGCUGUCAUCCAGACUUGCGGGUUUCGUCUGACAUGUGAUUUUUUAUAUACUACAAUAAAACCGCAACAACGAGGAGGAGCAAAACAAAAUAAACAAACAGAAAGAGAGAACGAGUUGGAAUCCUCCUCGUGGGGAUUUUAAACUCCUCCUGUGGAUUUUACAACCCCUUCGGUGACUCCUUGGCUCCUCUCUCCUUGGUAUAGGCUACCAAACCAGUCCACUGCAGUGAUAAUGUCCCUACGGUCGGCCUCAGCUCUGGGUCUGUGUCGCUGUCUGCUGGCUGUCCUGGUGGUCCUGGGGCUGUCCAGCCGGGCAGAGGGCCAGCCAUGCCCGGCACAGUGCUCCUGUUCCGGCUCUACUGUGGACUGUCACGGCCAGGGUCUUCGCAGCGUUCCCAGGAAUAUACCACGCAAUGCAGAGAGACUGGAUCUGAACGCUAAUAAUCUGACUAAAAUCACCAAGGCCGACUUCGCUGGACUGAGGAAUCUGCGUGUGCUUCAGUUGAUGGAGAAUAAGAUCAGUCUUAUAGAGAGGGAGCCUUCCAGGACCUGA